This is a messenger RNA of Rosa rugosa (rugosa rose), 464 nucleotides long. Its product is annotated as ubiquitin-conjugating enzyme E2 11-like. Lineage: Eukaryota; Viridiplantae; Streptophyta; Magnoliopsida; Rosales; Rosaceae. Gene Ontology annotation, molecular function: ubiquitin conjugating enzyme activity. Gene Ontology annotation, biological process: protein polyubiquitination. Gene Ontology annotation, cellular component: nucleus. The coding region runs from base 21 to 464 and encodes 147 amino acids. The record is from RefSeq and is a predicted model, not a curated record. The transcript has a single exon.
CACAAGCUUCAUCAUCGAUCAUGGCCUCGAAGCGCAUCUCAAAGGAGCUCAUGGAUCUACAGAGGGAUCCUCCAACUAAUUGCAGCGCCGGUCCGGUGGCGGCUAACAUGUUCCGUUGGCAAGCGACGAUUAUGGGACCCCCUGAUAGCCCAUACGCAGGAGGUGUAUUCCACGUCAACGUUGACUUCCCUCCUGAUUAUCCUUUCAAACCUCCCAAGGUUUCAUUCAAGACUCAGGUCUUCCACCCCAAUGUCAAUAGCAACGGAAGCAUAUGCCUUGAUAUCCUCAAAGAACAAUGGAGUCCAGCCCUUACUAUCUCUAAGGUGUUGCUAUCGAUCUGCUCGUUGUUGACAGACCCGAAUCCUGAAGACCCCCUCGUGCCGGAGAUUGCCCAUAUGUAUAAAACUGAUCGAGCCAAGUAUGAAGCAACUGCGCGUAGCUGGACUCAGAAGUAUGCAGUUUAA